Molecule: messenger RNA, 8723 nt
Organism: Blepharisma stoltei
Lineage: Eukaryota; Ciliophora; Heterotrichea; Heterotrichida; Blepharismidae
Source: the annotation of a GenBank genome assembly
AUGUUGGGGAAAUCUGUGGUUCCUCUUAUGAUUGCACUUUGCAUAGUUUCUGCCACAAAGCAGCUUUGCGAUCAAAUCUCGUGCCCAGACAUCAGAGUAAAAUAUAAUUAGAAAGGCGACGGCGAGUGCAAUCUUAAUUGCAUGAAUGUUUUUUGCGGCUAUGACUCAGCUCUCCAUGACCCAGCUUCUAAAAAGGUUAGCUCAGACUGCUAUUGGGACUGCAUUUCAAUCGAUGGAUGCGACCCAAAAAAUCUUGGCGAUGGAAUUUGCCACGAUUCUUGCAACACAAAAAGCUGCGGCUUUGACUGAGGAGACUGUGGAAAUUGCGCAUCCUCGUGCCUUAUUGACUUAGAAAAUGGAAAUGAAAAUAAAGUUUGCGAUCCAAACUGUAAUGUUCCUUCCUGCUACUAUGGACUAGGAGCUUGUAAAGAAUGCUCUAUAGGAUGCACUGCGGAAAUGAUGGGUGAUGGAGUUUGUGACAUUGAAUGCCAAAAUUCCCAAUGCAAUUUUGACCUAGGAGAUUGCUUCAAUGCCACUUGUGCUCCAGGAUGCUACCUAUGAAUGAUAGGAAACUCAAUUUGCGAAGAAGCUUGCCACGUAGAAGAGUGCAACUAUGACGAGUAUGAUUGCGACUGCUCUCCAGGCUGCUUUGAGCACAUGCUUGGAGAUGGAAAUUGUGACGAAGCUUGCAACAACUGGAAUUGCACGCUUGAUAACCACGAUUGUGGAGCCUGCGCCAGUGGGUGCUAUCCAGAAAUGCUGGGAGAUACUAAUUGCGAUCCAGAAUGCAGUAAUUACGACUGUUAUCACGAUUAUCAGGAUUGCCAAUGCGCUGAAGGUUGCACGUACUUAGACUAUGGAAAGUGCAAGUCAGAAUGUUUGGUCGCUUCAUGCAAUUAUGAUAAAGUUCUACAAUUCCAAGAUCUGUGAUGCCAAAACACUUCUCUAGCAAUCUUUUCUUCAUACCAGCAGAAUAUUCGCAAAAAUUAUACAUAUGUUGCUCAUUUGGAAGACUGCUAUACGGCAUCAGACUACGAAUGCACCAUUGAUAAAGCUUUUGAUUUGGCUAACUGCUAUCCUGAAUGCAACAUAAUUGAGUGUAAUUAUGCGAAUGGCAAUUGCAACGAAAGAAGUAAUGAAGAUUAUGCGUGUGCUAGAUUCUAUGGGAAUAGUAGUUUAGGCCAAUGCAUGGCUUGCACGAAUUCUUGAUUUGAAGGGUGGGUUUUAUUAGAUGGAAUUUGCGUUGAUAUUCUAUUGCAUACUUCCAAAUGCCCCUAUCGUCUCCCAGAUAGCUCAUACUUUAUAUGGGAUUAUCAAGAUACUUCAAGCAUAAGCAAUCCUUAUAUUUAUUUCGUAACUUCAACUCCAAAUGGUCUAGAGUUUGCUGGUGAUGGGACUUUUAAUUGACCAUACCAGUACUUAUGAUUAUCCAUGUCAUCGCUUAGUCAUAACUACAUGGUUGUUUACCUUUUAGAUGAUGGACCCUAUUCUAUAGAUGGUUCAGGAUAUUAUGAAGAUAACCAUUAUUGUCAGUCUUCUUUCAGCUCCUUCAAUCCAAAAUACUUGAAAAUCGAAAGUUGAACAGGCAAACAAGUCAUUAUUCAAGAUUUGUAUUAUGAUUGAGGCGGUCUUCACUUUAUACGCUCAUAUAACCAAAUCUUUGAGCUUUCAAAUAUUAUUUUCAAAGGAAGCUACUGAUUAGAAGGUUGUUCAGGCGCAUAUUGUGAUUACUGCCCCUUUAUCAUGUAUAAAGCAGGAAUCGGUAGUUUAAAUGACAGAGAAGAAGUAGUUAGCGAAUUCAUGCCUGAGAAUGUCUGCAAGGAUCAGAAUUUUGAUUCAAGCUUUCUUCCUAUAGAAAAUGCGAAUGCUUUUUUAACAAAUGUUAGCUUUGUCAAUUUUAGAACCAGCCUUUGGAGCAUUAUAAACUACUAUGAUAAUUCUAAUAUCACAUUGAAAAAUGUUACUUUUGAUAAUAUUAUUCUUUCAAGUAAAGAGCAAUCAGCUGUAAUUGUGGGCGGUAUUAAUAUUGAAUUAUUUGGUUUAGAAGCUCCUGGCGGAAACUUUUAUUAUAGUGAAGGAACUGUUUCGAGGAUCAACAAUGGUUAUGAACUUCUGGACCCCAAAGAUUUACGAGGGUUUUUAUAUAUAGUUAGCGGAGGUUCUGUUUCAAUCAAAAAUGUUGAAUUCAGAAACAAUAUAGUCCAUCGAAAAGAAUUCACUCUUGAAAUAGAAAGCGAACUUAGCACGGCUUCAUUGAUCGCUGGAAAAUUUUCAGGUGCUGUUGAGAUAGAUUCCUGCACCUUUAUUUAUAAUUACUGUGAACUUGGUUUAAUAAACCUCCCGUUAACUUUUUCUACUGGUUCUGUUCAAGUAGACAAUAAAUUAGAAGUUAAGCAAUCUAAAGCAAACCAAUUACUUACUUUCCCUUGUGAGCGAAUAAAAAAUCUUAUUCGCCCACGGAGAAUUUUUUUUCAAAUUUAAAAGAAAAUAGCAAAUAUUAAUUUAAUUUGUAAAUUAUAUUUUAAAAAGUGAUUGUUUAAAAUUAAAAAGAAUUAGCUCAAGAUUUAAAUUUACUAAUUAUCACUUAUAUAUCAAAAUAUUUUUGGGCAAAACAUAGGGAUUUUUUAAUGGUUUUGUUCUCUCAAGGAGGGGGGGUUAUAAAGCACUCUCGUUUCGAGUCAAAUUAUGGUAAAAGUGUUGGAAUCUUACUGGCUAAGUUUGUAAAUCAAAACCAAAACGUUCUAAUUGAUAACUGCACCCUUUAUUCUAAUGGAGUGGAGAAUGGUGCAUUAAUAGAUAUCCAGGCUGGAUAUAUAGAUGAAGAGCAUUUGAACGACAAAUAUUUAAACUAUACAGUGCCGUCAGGGGUUAUUAUUCAAGUGAAGUAUUUACUCCCCCCUCCGUGAGUGAACAAAACCAUUAGAAAAAUCCCGAUUUUUUGCCAAAAGCCCACCCUCCGUGAGUGAACAAAAAUUUGUUAUGAAAAAAAAUUGAUAUAUAAGUGAUAAUUAGUAUAAUGAAAUCUUGAACUAAUUCUGUUUAAUUUUAAACAAAUUGCUUUUUAAAACAUAAAAUUUUAUAAAUUAAAUUAAUAUUUGCUUUCCAAUUUUUACGAAUUAGGAUUUUUUUAAAUUUCGAAAAAAAUAUUUUCUAUAAAAUUUAUAUAUAAAUUUUUUUAAAAAAACAAAUUAACCCCCCUUGUAAGUGAACAAAAUUUUUUUGUUCACUCACGGAGGGGGGGAGUUAGCCAAGUGGCUAGAAAUCAAUGAUGUGCAGUUUAAUGAUAAUAACUGUGGAAAAAGUGGUUUACUAACUCCCCCUUCCUCCGUGAGUUACCAAAGCCAUUGGAAAAAUCCCUAUUUUUGCCCAAAAACCCAAAAAACUAUUUUUAAUAGAAAAAAUUUUGAUAUAUAAGUGAUAAUUAGUAUAUGAAUAUCUCAAGCUAAUUCUGUUUAAUUUUAAACAAAUUGCGUUUUAAAACAUAAAAUUUAUAAAUUAAAUUGAUAUUUGCUUCCCAAAUUUGUGCAAAUUAAGAUUUUUUUAAAUUUCGAAAAAAAAAAAUUUCUAUAAGCUUUAUAGAUAAAUUUUUAAAAAAACAAAUAACACCCCUCCAUGAGCUAACAAAAUUUUUUUGUUCACUACGGAGGAUUGGGAGUAAGCAUUAAAAGAAUGGGAAAUAUAAAAAUGAGCAAUUCUCUAAUGCAAUCAAAUGGAAUAAUGUCAGGUAAAAACAUUAAUUCAAUUCUUCUGGAUUUCUAUAUUUCAGAUCCAAAUCUCUACCUCAAACUUCGAGUAUCAAACCCAGCAAGUUUAGACUGCAAAUUUCUAUCCUCGAUUUCUGAUUCUCUCAACUUUACAAUGUCGGAAAUGCAUAUCGAAAAUAAUCAUUGAGAAAACUCUUCUCCUUCUAUUAUUAUUUCAAAUACAACAAAUCCAUUCAUAAAUUCCUCUCAUUUUAAUGACAAUUCUGGCCAAAGUACCAAUGGGACUUGUUUAUUUUUCACAAAAGUAGCCUCUAUAUUGAUUUUUGGAUCAGAGUUUGCAAGAAAUGUUAACAAUCUUCCCAGUAGCCCAGGAGUGAUCUAUGUUGACAGCAAUUGCUAUCAGCUAUCAUUAAUUAGUUGUAACUUUACUGAAAAUAGUGCUGACUUAGGGGGUGCGCUAUAUUUUUUAGGCCAGGUAUUGUCAAUUGAGUCUACUGACUUCGAUUCAAAUAUUUCACCUUUACUUUCAGGAGGAGCUAUCUAUUAUGCCUUAGCGAGUUUGCAAACAGGAUCCCAUUCACUUUCAAUCUCUAACAGCAAGUUUACGAAAAAUGUUGGCUUAUGAGAAGGAGGGGCAAUAUACAUUCAAUGAAAAUUAUCUUUAAAAAAGGAGAUGUCACUUUACAUGUAUGACUCGGAGUUUAGCUUCAACAAAGCUGAAUAUGGGGCAGCAAUUUACAUUGAUAGCACUCUAGCCUUAUCAGGUGACUCCCUUAUAGAAUUAGGAUUAUUAAAGUCAGGCGUUAGCCAUAUUGGUGAUGCAGUCACCAAAGACCUCCAGUACUGGAGUUUUUACCACUUUUCGACUCCAGCACAGAGGGUCUAUACCUCGUGCGCCCUUCCGGUAUCUUCUGUCUUCUCCUUGCCUUGAGGCUCCAGUCUUGAGUGGGCGGCUUAUGGAGUUCUGAGGCCCUGCUACAGUGAUUGGAGUAGCUUGAUUCCGGCAGCUACAGGAAAAAACUGUUCCCCUGUGGCCUGGACCCAAACCCCAAUUUCUCGGUAGAGGAAUGCUCAUGGGUCCUCGGAUCCAAAGGACGUUGUUGAGCACCUCCAUUUCCAGCCACAGAAAGCAGUCAAAGCCUAACCGGAAUACACACCUAGCCUGCACUUGAUUCUCAGCUCGGAGUCCGUCCCAAUUCGCUGUAGCCAUAAAGUCUGGACUACUACGCCAAGAGGGCACGCUGGCACGUGUCGCCAUUUUAAUGCAUAUGUGACUCACUUAUAGAAGGCUGCAUUUUCCGAGAAAACGUGGCUCAGACUUCAGGCAUAAUUUCAAUUUUUUAUAUAUAUGGAACUCUGCUAUUUAAUAAAUGUGAGUUUGUAAAGAACUCAGGAAACAUAGGUGCGGCACUUGAAAUCACAAUAGGAGAAAGCAGCAUAAGCUCUGUGUCCAAAGUCAUUCUAAAGUCUUGCAGCUUUAGGCAAAACGAAGGAACUGCAAUAAUUUUGAUGCAAGACUCCAACACUUUUUCACUCCUGGAUACGUUUUAUUGCGAAUUCAUCAGCAAUGCAGGGGUCACGUUUUCUCUUGACUAUGACUCACUUAGUGAUGUUGGCUCAACAAUUAAUAGCAGUUUCUCUGAAUCUUCUGGCGCUGUUUUUGAUCUUAGAAACCGUGCGAAAGUCCAAUCUGAAGGUAUCUUUAUAUCCAACUGUGCAACGCUAAAGAAUGGUGGAGUCGUCUCGAUGAGUUCAAAUUCAGAAUUUAUUUGCACAUCAUGCUCCUUUAUUAAAAAUAAUGCUGGUCUGCUAGGGGGAGUUAUAUAUGCGGCUUCUAAUUCUUAUUUUGCUAUACAGGAUUCAAUUUUUAAGCAAAAUUCUUGCCCAGGUCCAGGGGCUGUUUUUUACUUGGUCAGUUUAGUAGAAUCAUCUUCAGUUAUCAGAAAGAGUAAAAUUGAAGAAAACUAUUCAUUAGAUGGUGGAAUUAUAGCUUUGUUGUCUUCAAAAAUAGCAAUUGAGUCUACUAUAAUUUUCAACAAUACACUAGAUAAAGGUAGUGCAGAACUUUAUAUUACCAAUUCGGUAGCUACAAUCACCAAUACAACUUUUUCAGAUCAUCUUGGCAACCAAGGGCAAUUUAUAAGCAUAAACACUUAUAGCCAAGCAAUAAUUCAGGAUUCCUUUAUCUUAAAUGGAAAAUCUGACUCCUCUGGUAUAGCCAUUUCUGCUACUGGAAGCACAGCCAAUAUUGCUAAUACAGUAUUUCUGAAUCUGAGUUCAAACAAUGGAGGCAUCAUAAGCUUGGAUGCAGGGAGUUUGCUUAGACUUGGCAAUUGCUCAAUAUCUGCAAGCCCUUGCUCAGCUAUUGAUGCAAUUAAUUGCGAUCUUUUUAUAUAUAACACAACAUUUCAGGAUUAUACUACAACUGCAAUACGUGGCCGCGAAUUAAAUUCUUUGCAAGUUUCAAAUUCUGUAUUUUCUGAAGGACGUGGGCAAAAUGGAGGGUCCAUUUAUUGUUUAAGGUGUAAAGAUGUUGCUAUUCAAUCAUCCUUAUUUGAAAAUAACACCUCUGAAGAAGGAGGAGCCAUUUAUUUUGCCACUGAUACUGAUUUCCCUAUUAAUAACAAGCAUUUGAUAUCGCUAAGCACAUUUAAAAAUAAUACAUCGAGUAUUGGAGGAGCAGUAUAUGCAGAUAGCAUAAAUCUUGAGAUUUAUCAGUCUAACUUCUCUAAAAAUUCUGCUGUUUCUUUAGAACUUAAUACUGCUGAGAGAGGAGUUACAGAUGGAACUGGUGGCGCAGUCAAUUUUAAUUGCCAAAAUUUUUGCACCUGCUCUUUUAAUGUCUCUUUCUGCUCUUUUUAUUGAAAUAAAGCUACAUAUAAUGGAGGUGCAGUUAAUUGAAAAUAUGCAAAAUAUCUAUUCAAUGAAAAUAAAUUUAUAAGCAAUUUUGCGGAAUACGGGGAUGAUAUGAGCUCUUCUCCUGUUGCUAUGGAGUAUGUAAAUCAAAACAGCACCGUUGGAGAGCACUCUGGUAACAGAAAGCUUACUACCAGUUUGACUUUAAACAAUGUUGCCUCAGGCCAAGAAAGUAAAUUCCCAAUAGCUUUUGCUUUAGUAGAUCACUUAAAUCAAGUUAUCAAAACUGAUAAUAUAAGCCAAGCUCAGCUACAAGUUGUAAGCCCUUCUUCAGCUCUUAUUUCUGGCUUAACAAUAGUUUAUGCUGUACAGGGAGUAUUCAAUUUCUCUGGCUACACAAUCACCGCAGAGCCGGGGUCUUCAGCUCAAAUAAGAGUUUACACUUCAGCAAUCCAGGAAACAAGUGACAGCAUUGAAGACUCAUCGAGCUUUUACAUUGACGUCAAGCUUAGGCUCUGCGAGCUUGGAGAAGCCACUGUCAAUGGGACUUGCUAUGGUUGUAAGAAGCCUUACUACAGUUUGAAUCCGAAAAACACUGCAUGCUUAUCAUGCCCUUCAUCAGCCAUUUGCUACGACAAUUACACGAUUGUUCCAAAGAAAGGAUAUUGAAGAAAUAGCAUGAUGACGAGCAAAUUCUGAAAGUGCCCGUACUCAAAAGCUUGCCUAGGCUCUCCAGAUAUCCACAAUUUAUCUUAUACAGGAGUUUGCAAGGAGGGCUAUAAAGGGAAUAUGUGCCAGUCUUGUAAACAUAAUUACUCAAGACUAUAUAAGAAUGAAUGCAUAAAAUGCCCUGGGAUUGUUAGCAAUAUCUUUAGACUGCUUGGCUUUCUUGUUUUUAUUAUUGCCAUUCUAGUUAUAAUGAUCAAAACUGCAAGAAAUUCUGUGUACAGAUCAGAAGCUUUUACUUCAGUUUAUAUUAGGAUAUUCUGAAAUUUCUUGCAGGUGCUGGUAAUAAUAACGACUUUCAAUUUAAACUGGCCCAAUGAAGUAAUUGAGCUUUUUCAUAUAAAUGAUAUUCUUGAUUAUACUGGGCAGCUAUUAUACUCUUUAGAAUGUUUUUUGCAGCUCUCGGUAUCUCGAGAUGAUGUGUACUUUAAAAGAAUCGUUAUCUCUUCUGCAAUGCCCUUUUGUCUCGGGAUUUUCUGUUUUACUGGCUGAUUUCUUUGAAAAAUCAAGACUAAGAGAUUCCAUUAUAUAAUGGAUGAUUUUAUAUCGACUGCUGUAGUGAUGCUAUUCUUAAUCCAUCCGAGCUUGAUGCAUGACCUGUUUAGCAUUUAUAGCUGCAAAGAAAUCGAUCCAGGAGAAUUUUGGCUUAACGCGGACCUCAAUAUAAGAUGCUGAACUCCGGAGCAUUCUUUCUAUGCUUUUAUCAUAGCAAUGCCAGCAAUAAUAAUAUGAGGAAUCGCAGUGCCUGCCUUAUGCCUUACUAAUUUAGUUAGAAAUUGAGAUAGGCUUGACGAAGUGUGAAUAAAGUUGCGCUAUGGAUUUCUUUUCAAUGGCUAUAAAUCAAAGUAUUAUUACUGAGAGUUUGUAAUUGCGUAUUCAAAAAUGAUUUUAAUAGCUUUUUCCGUUUUUUUAUCAAAUGUGUCAAUAGCUGUCCAAGCUAUUGCUGUUGUCAUCCUAUUAUACGUAUUUCUACAUACCCAGCGCAGAAACAAACCAUUUAUUUUGCAAAUUUUUAAUAGAAUGGAAUUUGUAUCAAAAUGUAUCUCACUACUUACUGCAUUUUCAGGUCUUUUCUUUUUAACAGGAGCUUUAAACUACGCUGGCAAAUUUUUCCUACUUGUAAUUGUGCUGCUAUCAAAUAUAGCAUUUGCUCUCUGAUGCCUUUAUAAAUGUACUCUUGAAGCUUUUAAAAUUGUAAAAAUUUUAAUUCUGGCUCUAAAACGAGGCAGAGUAGAGAUCGGAAUUGACGAAAAUUAUGAGUCAAAUAUAGACCACUGCAAUGCAGAAAAUUCAAAAAUUCAAGAUCAAAGCUAUAAUCUUGUGCCAAAUCAAACCAGAAUAGGUACUAAUACUGAAAAUUUAGAAAAAUCUUUAAAUGAUCAGGAUAGCUUAUGCUGCGAAAAAGAUCCAUUUCCUUCAGAAGCAGGCAGUAUGUAA